Messenger RNA from Closterium sp. Naga37s-1, 316 nucleotides. Lineage: Eukaryota; Viridiplantae; Streptophyta; Zygnematophyceae; Desmidiales; Closteriaceae. The record is from the annotation of a GenBank genome assembly.
UCUUGCCACGGAGUACCCUCUACCUGCCAGACUUAUUCCAUUCCAGUUUGAUCAUCUCCCUCUGAUGACUGAACCAAUACCAGCACAUGCUCCCUGCACCACCUGUGCCCUGCAGCACCUCCCCUUCAACCCAUCACCCCGUCUUCAUCCCACCACCUCCCUUUCAUCCCAUCACCUCCCCUUCAAUCCAUCAUCACAUGUGCCCUGCGCUGCCCUCCCCCCACCCAGCAGGGACCCGGAGCUGGCAGGGGCGCUGCGCUCACUGCUGCAUGCAGUGGGGGCGGAGAUGGGGCUGCACCCUGCGCAGCGAAUCUGA